Messenger RNA from Trematosphaeria pertusa, 676 nucleotides. RefSeq lists its product as uncharacterized. The transcript has a single exon. NCBI's taxonomy places the organism in Eukaryota, Fungi, Ascomycota, Dothideomycetes, Pleosporales, Trematosphaeriaceae. Bases 90 to 485 code for a protein of 131 amino acids. The record is from RefSeq and is a predicted model, not a curated record.
CUCGUAUAUCAGCACCAGCACGGAGAGAUUCUUGCACAGCUCGUAUAUACUAAUAUUGCGCACUUCAAAGCUGUAAAGAGGCAUUAUCUAUGGCCCAUAUACACACUGAUUGUCGACGUCAUUUUGGCGCGACCUUGCUUCCUUCUGGGAUGAAGUAUAGACCAAGGCAACCUCAUGCCUUCACUUACAUACGGCGUUUUUGGGAGGUUCUUUCAAUUGUAUGUACGAUUUUCCCCCAACGGAGUAAUUUGGUGCCCGGGGGAGCAGAAAAAUUCCUUGUUUCCGCCCCGCUUUGGCGGUGUUUUUCCCUUCUCUUCUCAAGUCACCCGAUGAAUCAUAUCUUGUCAUCGAUUCCAUUCGCUGCAACAACCUUUGUUUCUUCUCGAGCACUGUAUGCCUCGACCUUUUCCUUUUCGCUUCUUGCUAUCCUCCUUUUUUCAUGCCCUCGCUCGCUCACUCCCCGAGCUGGAGGAUUAGGUUUGUAGUACGGUAUCUUCGCUUUACCCCAUUUUCACUACUUUACUUUGCAUAGCCGACUCGACUACAUACGGCUAGCUGGCUUGCUUAGGGAGGGGAUUCUAUAACCGGUUAGUUGGUUCGUUGCAUGCAUGCAUAGGUAGAAGGAACGAAUGAGUAAAUAGUGCGAGAUGUGAAUAGAAAAACCAAACGAUGCACA